Myripristis murdjan (pinecone soldierfish) is the source of this 1788-nucleotide messenger RNA. RefSeq names its product solute carrier family 2 member 9, like 2 (gene slc2a9l2). Gene Ontology annotation, molecular function: D-glucose transmembrane transporter activity. NCBI's taxonomy places the organism in Eukaryota, Metazoa, Chordata, Actinopteri, Holocentriformes, Holocentridae. Gene Ontology annotation, biological process: dehydroascorbic acid transport. The transcript is spliced from 13 exons. Gene Ontology annotation, cellular component: plasma membrane. The record is from RefSeq and is a predicted model, not a curated record. Bases 52 to 1659 code for a protein of 535 amino acids.
GACGCUUUCUGAAGAAGGAGGAAGUCACCUCCGAGACUGUCAAGCUGAAAGAUGGACAAACCAGAGAAGAACCAAACAUCUGAAGCAACAUCUAAUGACCACAAGACAAUGAACGCCUCUGGAAAGGACUCAGAAAAGCAGCCAAUCACAGCCUGUCUGGUGGGCGCAGCCUUCUUCGGUGCCUUGGGGUCAUCUUUUCUGUACGGCUACAACCUCUCGGUGGUCAACGCGCCUGCUGUGUUCAUAAAAGCCUUUUACAACAAAACGUGGAUGGAAAGAUAUGGACAGCCUAUUGGAGCAGAGACAGUCACCCUUCUGUGGUCCAUCACAGUCUCCAUAUUUGCUAUCGGAGGCCUUCUUGGAGCGUUCGCUGUCUCUGUAAUCAUCAAAGUCCUGGGAAGAAAGGGCACCUUGCUGCUGAAUAACGGCUUUGCAGUAAUAGCUGCUCUGCUGCUGUCCUUGGGGGAGAAGGCAGGAUCUUUUGAGAUGCUCAUCAUUGGCCGUCUCAUUAUGGGGGUGGACUCUGGUAUAGCUCUCAGCGCCCUCCCCAUGUACCUAGGAGAAAUUUCCCCACGGCACAUUCGAGGGUCCAUUGGCCAGUUUAACUCCAUCCUGAUCUGCAUGGGAGUGUUCACUGGACAGGUGCUGGGGCUGCCGGAGCUGCUGGGACAGGAGUCCAGGUGGAACUUCCUUUUUGCCUUCCUGGCGUUUCCUGCACUGCUGCAGCUGUGUGUGUUGCCCUUCCUCCCGGAGAGUCCGCGCUACCUGCUGAUGGAGAGGAGGGACGAGGCUGCAGCAGAGAAAGCCUUCCAGAGAUUCCUUGGAAAGAAGGAUGUGUCCAAGGAGCUGGAAGAGGUUCACGUGGAGCUCCGUGCCCAGAACAACCUGCAGACCAUCUCUCUGGUGCAGCUGGUGAAGAACCCGGCUCUUCGCUGGCAGCUCAUCACCGUCAUCAUCACUAUGGCCUGCUAUCAGCUCUGCGGCCUCAAUGCUAUCUGGUACUACACCAAUGGUAUCCUACAGGAGGCGGGCUUUCCUGACAACAUUGUCCCCUACAUAACACUGAGCACGGGGGGCAUCGAGACUUUGGCUGCCAUCAUCUCAGGCUUGGUGAUUGAACGGAUCGGGAGGAGGCCCCUUCUCAUUUUUGGUUUCUCUGCCAUGGCCGUGUGCUUCGGUCUUCUCACUCUGUUCAUCAAUUUACAGCACAAAGUGUCAUGGAUGCCCUACCUCAGUUACAUCUGUAUAUUGGCUGUGAUUGCCUCCUUCUGCUCUGGCCCAGGCGGGAUCCCGUUCGUCCUGACUGGGGAGCUGUUUGAGCAGUCCUACCGGCCUGCCGCCUUCAUGAUCGCUGGUACUGUGAACUGGCUGUCCAACUUCACAGUGGGCCUCCUGUUCCCAUUCAUUCAAGAGGCACUGCAGACAUAUGCCUUUCUGGUGUUUACGGUGGUCUGCGUUCUGGGAUCUAUCUACCUCUACGCCGUGCUGCCUGAGACCAAAAAUAAAACAUUCAUGGACAUCAGCCAGAGCUUUGCCAAGAUCAACAAAAUCCCUACCCCCUCCCCUCCCCAUGAAAUGGAGUUGGUUCUGUCCAUCAAGCCUAGCAAGGAAGUGACCAAUGGAAAAGUCACUCAUGUCGAGAUGGAGAGCUCCUUCUAACCGGAGGGAAGUACACUAAUUAUACAGAAGCACAGUGGUAAUGGUGAGGAAACCUAAAUACUUGGUAUUUGUACAUAUUUAUUUAAUGACUGAUCAGUGAGAUGAAAUGUAAUUAAUCACUUUUGGGGA